ACCACCUUCAAAUUCCUCUCCGCCGCCCUCGUCCUCAUCUUCUACUUCGUCUUCAUGUCCUUCAAAACCCCCACCCCACACCACAGGAUGCAUCUUCCGAAAGUCAAGACCCCACCGAUUCAAUUCGGCCACGCGGUGAAAUAUAGCAUCUCUCCCGACCCCGAAAAGCUCCGGCGCACUCGCGACGCCAUGCAGCACACCUGGUACGCAUACCGCAACCAUGCGUGGGGCCACGACGGUAUCAAGCCCGUGAGCGGGAAGCCAGACGACUCGCGGAACGGGUGGGGCGCGUUCAUCGUGGACAGCAGCACGACGCUGGCGCUGAUGGACCUGUGGAGCGAGCUGAAGCUGAACAUCCAACACAUCCUGCGCAUCGACUUCACCCAGGCGAUCGGCCUCGUCGACCCGUUCGAGACCACCAUCCGCUACCUCGGCGGCAUGCUCUCCCUAAUCGAGAUGAGCGACGCCGGCCUCAUCCCCGAGAAGGUCAUCGACCAAGACGAGCGCGACCAGCUCCUCGCCCAGGCCGUCACCCUCGCGGAGAAGCUGGGUCCCGCGUUCGAUACUCCGACGGGGCUGCCGUGGCCGCGCGUGGACUUCAAGCGGAACAUCGGGACAUGGGUACCGGACCCGGGCAGCGAUCACGACAAGGACCAUGAGAAGGACCCGAACAAGCCGCCCUCCGACCCACCGAGCAUCGGCCCCGCGAGAGCGGGCACGAAUAUCCUCGAAUACCACACGCUCAGCAAGUUGACGGGGGACGCGACGUACAUCAACAACGCGACACGUGCAUGGACGUCGCUAGUAUGGCCGAAGAAGGAGGAGCGGAUGCGGGGGCUCGUCGAGGGGCCGAUCAACAUCCUCACCGGCAAAGUGACGAAGCCGCACGCGAACUGGGACGGCGGCCACGACUCGUUCUACGAAUACCUCCUCAAAGCCAGCCUCCUGAUCCCCUCGAACCGGCACACCGCGCACUACCAAAAGCGCUUCCACCAGGCCGCCACCUCCCUCCGCGAGCACCUCACCUCCCGCUCCGCCUACGAAAUCACCCCCGACAUCCACCUCACGCAACAUCUCUUCCUCGGCAAGCGCCUCGGCCCCCACCUCCUCAACGAGCAAUCCCACCUCGCCUGCUUUGCCCCAGCCACCCUCCUCCUCGCCACCGCCCACCUCCGCCGCCCCGACCUCCGCCCCCUCGCCCGCGCCCUCCUCGAAUCCUGCCACCACCUCGCUACUUCCACCCCUAGCAACCUCCCCCCCGAGCUCGCCCGCUGGAUGCCCGCCACCCCGCCGUACGAAAACGCGAGCUUCGCCCCGGAGUCCUCCGCAGAGUGGGCGCAGUUGUCGAAACACGCCUUCUGGGCGCCCGACCCGGCGUACCACCUCCGUCCGGAGUACUUCGAGAGCUUGUUCGUCGCGUACCGCGUCACGGGCGAGGCGCGGUAUCGCGACUGGGCAUGGGAGGCGUUCGAGGCGAUCGAUCGGCGGUGUCGGGCGCGGUAUGGGUAUGCGGGGUUGGUGGAUGUGAUGGCGGCGGGGACGGAGACGAAGACGGGGGAGGGGAAGGGGGAUGGGGAGAAAAAUUCGGGGCGGAUCGAUCUACAGGAGAGUUGGUGGGCAGCGGAGACGGUGAAGUAUGCAUUUUUGAUCUUUGGAAGUGGGGGGAUGGGGGGGUUGGAUGAGUGGGUGUUUAGUACGGAGGGACAUUUGUUUCGG
This is a messenger RNA of Eremomyces bilateralis CBS 781.70, 1716 nucleotides long. RefSeq names its product seven-hairpin glycosidase. The transcript has a single exon. The record is from RefSeq and is a predicted model, not a curated record. Gene Ontology annotation, molecular function: calcium ion binding; mannosyl-oligosaccharide 1,2-alpha-mannosidase activity. Gene Ontology annotation, biological process: carbohydrate metabolic process; N-glycan processing. The annotation marks the transcript as partial. Gene Ontology annotation, cellular component: endoplasmic reticulum; Golgi membrane. Lineage: Eukaryota; Fungi; Ascomycota; Dothideomycetes; Eremomycetales; Eremomycetaceae.